This is a messenger RNA of Cercopithifilaria johnstoni, 1754 nucleotides long. The record is from the annotation of a GenBank genome assembly. Lineage: Eukaryota; Metazoa; Nematoda; Chromadorea; Rhabditida; Onchocercidae.
AAUUGAUAACUGCUUAUCACAGCGGUCGAUCGGAUGACUAUGUACCAACUGAAGCGCCUAGUGAGAAACCAUUUGUGACCGCGAAAAUAACCACCAAAAAGGAGGAUAUAUAUCCUGAUUACCCUGUAACAGAUGCUUAUGAUGGCCCGCUUGAUGCAACUUAUCGCAUUCCAGAUAUGAAAGGUGAACCGUUUGAACAAUUGAUAACUGCUUAUCACAGCGGUCGAUCGGAUGACUACGUGCCAACUGAAGCGCCUAGUGAGAAACCAUUUGUGACCGCGAAAAUAACCACCAAAAAGGAGGAUAUAUAUCCUGAUUACCCUUUAACAGAAGCUUACGAUGGCCCCAUUGAUGCAACUUAUCGCAUCCCAGAUAUGAAAGAUGAACCGUUUGAACAAUUGAUAACUGCUUAUCACAGCGGUCGAUCGGAUGAAUUCGUACCAAUUGAAGAGAGGAAACCAAGUGAAGCAUUUGCUGAUGCCACUCAAGCAUUAGGAGAUGCUGGUUCCCACGACCGCAUGCUUGCUACUGAUGAUGGGAAGCCUUUGGUUUCUCCUUCAGCACCUGCUUACAAUGACAGUGAAUACCGAAUAUAUCGUCCCCUGGAACCACUCAUCUUGCGUUCAACAUCGGAACAGAAGGCGACUGGAUUUGACGUAUCUAUCACUAGCAGAAGCGCAAGUGGUCGGCCUUUACCGAUCGAUAUUGCGCAUUCUGUGCCAGUAGUUCCAGAAAUGCCUAGAAUUAUGCGCCGUGAUGAUAUUUCAAGGGCCACGCAUUCCGAAAUAGUGUCGGAGCCUUACGAUUUUGAUUAUCACCGCAAAACUCGUGAAGUAGACUACUGGAUCGGACGACAUUCAGAGCGUCAGUCAAAGCCGUGUCAUAAUCUUAACGCUGAUAUCGGUAUCGACUUGGCAUCGGACGCAAGCUGGGAUGAACUUAAUGUAUUCGAGUCCUCUCCGCUGGAAUCAGCUAGCAUACGACAAAGCGUUCGUGAUUUUACAGUACGUCCCGGUAAAAUAAGAGCGCGAAAGGUUUCUCCAACAGCCAAUUUACACUGGACAACGGUUAGUGAAACAACAUCUGUCUCGUACAAAAAACGUAUCUAUAUUGAACGUCGUCGACCACGUCCGGCUUCACCUUCCCAUUUUGCAACCAGUCGACGUCAAUACCGACCACCACCACCACCACCCGAAGUUUCGUCUUAUGCUCAUCACGACAGAGGUAUUUUCAUGAGCAGUACACUGCCUCGAACGUUUGCCGGAGUUGCCAUCGAGGGUGAUUUACGUAUGCAACGCGUUAGAUAUGAAGCCUCAUCUUUGCCAUCUACCUAUUAUUCCAGCACUGAAACAAGAAUAGAGCGUAAUCCGAUUCGCUAUGAUCUACCGCGUCCGUCAUCACCACCACGUUAUGAAUACUGGAUAGGAGAACGUAAUAAAUGGACCGUGGAAGGUUCGCCAAAGCAUUUGUCUGUUACUGAUCAAAAUGGUUAUGAUGAUCAAUAUGUGAGACAUACCAAACAAGAAGCUUUGCAUUAUCAAAAAUCUAACCUUGAGGAAAUACCGAUAAUUUCACUGAUAAACGAUUUACCAAUGAUAGAAGAUGGAGCAGAUGAAUGUUCAUGCGUAACCGUAUUGCCAGCACCAAGAAUUGAAACAAAAGAUUUAACACCUGGUGAACAUUCUCGUCCAACCCGUUCAGCACCAUUACGUCGUGCAAGACAACGUCUCCGUAAUCUGUGCACGAUGUUGUAA